Molecule: messenger RNA, 300 nt
Organism: Striga hermonthica
Lineage: Eukaryota; Viridiplantae; Streptophyta; Magnoliopsida; Lamiales; Orobanchaceae
Source: the annotation of a GenBank genome assembly
AUGCCGUACCACCACCGCUCCGACCUCGCAUCCAUACACAUCACCUUCCCAUCUCUCACGGCGUCCUCUGGCUCCGCCCCCACUCCGUACGCCUCGGCCCGUCCUCCGGCAAUUUCUUCCUCGGCCGGCUUGCCGAAGGCGGCGGAGUACGUGAUCUCUAAGGUCGAUAACCUCAUGAACUGGGCCCGCCGCAGCUCAAUCUGGCCGAUGACUUUUGGGCUGGCCUGCUGCGCCGUGGAGAUGAUGCACACCGGGGCUGCGCGCUACGACUUGGAUCAUCUUCCUGCCCUCCGCAAGUGA